Mercurialis annua (annual mercury) is the source of this 536-nucleotide messenger RNA. Its product is annotated as putative phytosulfokines 6. Gene Ontology annotation, molecular function: growth factor activity. The transcript has 3 exons. Gene Ontology annotation, biological process: cell population proliferation. Gene Ontology annotation, cellular component: extracellular region. The record is from RefSeq and is a predicted model, not a curated record. Bases 61 to 336 code for a protein of 91 amino acids. Lineage: Eukaryota; Viridiplantae; Streptophyta; Magnoliopsida; Malpighiales; Euphorbiaceae.
CCACCUUGUUCUACCCUUGAGCAUUUUAUAAAAUAUAAAAAUCAAAGCAAACCAAAAAACAUGAAGAAAUCAAUGGUGUUGUUUCUUUUUCUCUCUGUUAUUCUGUCUUCAGCAUCUGCUCGUCUACUCAGUUCUAAACAAGAUGGAGAAGAGGAGAAAAGCUAUGUCAUUCCUGAGACGAGUAACUAUAAUUCAUUAACAGAGAUUAAAGAAGAUAUAUCCAAUCUAAUGGGAUUAGAGAAAUGCGGAGAUGGAAAUGAAGAAUGCGAGAAGAGAAGAAUGAUAGCCGAGGCUCAUCUCGAUUAUAUUUACACUCAGAACCACAACCACCCUUGAGAUGUUAGAAAGUAAAUAAAAAUAAUCCCAUCAGACCAAAGCAUUUAGGAUUGUAACCCAUGUGUAACCUUAAAGUAUAUGAAGUUUGAUACUCAAGUAAGUUUUGUGUACCUAAUUAUUCUCUGCUAUUUCUAAUAAAUUAGCAAAUGAUGUUGCUCAUUUACAGUACAAAAUGUUAAUGCAAAACGAAUCUUUCUUAA